AUGGCCGCCGACCUCAUCAUGCCCACGCUGCCGGGCGACCAGCAGUCCCGCCAUUUCUUCCCCCAGCAGCGCCUUCACCAGCGCACCCAGUCCUUCCAGAUCCCCGUUGGACCUCAGAUCUCGCCUCUAAGCACCUCGCAAUCUACAAGCCCCGACUCAGUCUCAAAUCCCACCUCACCCAAGGCCUACCACGCUCGCCAUGUCCGCCCUGUGUACAUGCCUGCCGCGCUGCGUCCCAACCUGUUUCCGUCCAAGACAAUGAAGCCAAAGGCCGACGAUGCUGCCUCAGCCUCGAGCUCCGACUCCGACCUCACCCUGCGACGCACCAACAGCACCAUCAUGAAUCUGCCCGGCAUGUCCGUCUUCGGCCACCGUCUCACCCGCACCUCGACUGGCGGAAGCAGUCGGAGCAGCAUCGACGGUGAUUUUGACUUGGACUUGUUCCCCGAGGUGACGGCCCUGCCCACCCGCAAGCACUGGAAGGCCGACAUGGAGUCCUCAGUUUGCGAUGAUGCGACCUGCAAGCGCUCUUUCAGCUACUUCACCCGCCGUCAUCACUGCCGCAAAUGCGGCAACAUCUUCUGCGACUGGCACUCAAGUUUCCUGGUACCCCUUGACCAGAACGCCACGUUCAACCCCCGGGCUGCUCCCGCGCGCACUUGCAGUCACUGCUUCGAGGAAUUCAAGGUCUGGUACAGCCGCAACAACAGCCAAGCUUCGAGCGCCGCGUCGUCCGAUAUUCAUCAGGACACUCCUUCCACGCCCAUCUCUGCCGGGCCAGGUGACGGCGCAAUGCUCCCCCGGGGUCCCGAGAUUGCGGCUAGCGUCCCUCGGGACUGGAAUUGGAGCACAUUCUGA
Ilyonectria robusta is the source of this 858-nucleotide messenger RNA. RefSeq lists its product as uncharacterized. Gene Ontology annotation, molecular function: metal ion binding; ubiquitin binding; phosphatidylinositol-3-phosphate binding. Bases 1 to 858 code for a protein of 285 amino acids. The record is from RefSeq and is a predicted model, not a curated record. The transcript is spliced from 2 exons. Gene Ontology annotation, cellular component: ESCRT-0 complex. Gene Ontology annotation, biological process: protein targeting to vacuole; protein transport to vacuole involved in ubiquitin-dependent protein catabolic process via the multivesicular body sorting pathway. Lineage: Eukaryota; Fungi; Ascomycota; Sordariomycetes; Hypocreales; Nectriaceae.